AUGGAACCAAACAUAACAACAAAUGUUGAACAAAAUCAACAAUAUACAUACAAACAAUUUAAAAGUUUGUUAUUCAAGAGAAUAGGAAUGGAGGAAUUGGAGACGAUAACAUUUGACAAUUUACCAUCGAUCAUGGAGUCGUUUGCCAAUGCAGUACCUUUUGAAAACUUGGAUAUGGUGUCUAGAACGUUUAAACCAAUUACACGUGACAAUAACAUUACAAAGGUGUUGGUGAAUGGUGAAGGUGGACUGUGUUACAACUUGAAUACUCUAUUCUUUCAGUUCCUCAAAGAGAGUGGGUUGGAUGUCAUACACUGUGUAGCUACUGUCAAAGACCCAUACACUGAUAUUUGGGCAGUACCCAAUGGUCACAUGAUCACCGUUCUCACACACCAAUCCAAAGAAUACCUUGUCGAUGUUGGUUUUGGAUUGUUUCUAGCAUUUAAACCAAUCCUUUUAAACGAAGAGACCGGUGUCACCUCUAGAUGUGGGAGUUAUAGAUUCCUUGAGAUGGCUAGUGACUAUGGAACACACGUACUAGAGAUUAAAAAGAAGAAUAAAGAGACUGGCGAGUUGUACUGGGACACUGGAUAUGCAUUCAAAAAGGAACAUGCUGGUGUAAUAGCAUCACAACAAGCACAAAUCAAUAUCUUGGAGGACAAGGGAUUACUAUUCAAUACAUACUAUUUGGUUUGUAAACUACAAAAAGAAGGUGGUCAAGCCACUCUAUCAGGUAAAGACAAGGUACUAGUCGUAACAAAUGAAAAUGGUGACAAACAAAGAACAGAAAAUAUAGAAAUCAAUUCAGAUCUAUUUAAUUCAUUACUCAUUCAAUAUAUGGGGUUCCCUUCCAAAGAACAAAAAUAA
This is a messenger RNA of Cavenderia fasciculata, 867 nucleotides long. RefSeq names its product arylamine N-acetyltransferase family protein. Bases 1 to 867 code for a protein of 288 amino acids. The transcript has a single exon. The record is from RefSeq and is a predicted model, not a curated record. NCBI's taxonomy places the organism in Eukaryota, Evosea, Eumycetozoa, Acytosteliales, Cavenderiaceae. Gene Ontology annotation, molecular function: acetyltransferase activity.